Messenger RNA from Equus caballus (horse), 4271 nucleotides. RefSeq names its product neuregulin 3 (gene NRG3). Gene Ontology annotation, molecular function: chemorepellent activity. The record is from RefSeq and is a predicted model, not a curated record. Gene Ontology annotation, biological process: animal organ development; nervous system development; intracellular signal transduction. Lineage: Eukaryota; Metazoa; Chordata; Mammalia; Perissodactyla; Equidae.
UUGUCUCUGCUGUGCCCUGCUAACAUCCAUUCUAAUUCUGUUUUUCAAAUUCACAGAGAGUGAAGAAGUUUAUCAAAGGCAGGUGCUGUCAAUUUCAUGUAUCAUCUUUGGAAUUGUCAUCGUGGGCAUGUUCUGUGCAGCAUUCUACUUCAAAAGCAAGAAACAAGCUAAACAAAUCCAAGAGCAGCUGAAAGACCCACAAAAUGGUAAAAACUACAGUCUCAAAGCAUCCAGCGCAAUGGCAAAGUCAGAGAACUUGGUGAAGAAUCACGUCCAGCUGCAGAAUUAUUCAAAGGCGGAAAGGCAUCCCGUGACUGCACUGGAGAAAAUGAUGGAGUCAAGUUUUGCCGGCCCCCAGUCCUUCCCAGAGGUCCCUUCUCCUGACAGAGGAAGCCAAUCUGUCAAACAUCACAGCAGGAGUCUCUCCUCUUGCUGCAGCCCAGGGCAAAGGAGUGGUAUGCUCCAUAGGAAUGCCUUCAGGAGGACACCCCCCUCGCCCCGAAGUAGGCUGGGCGGAAUCGUGGGACCAGCAUAUCAGCAACUUGAGGAAUCAAGGAUCCCAGAUCAGGACACAAUACCUUGUCAAGGGAUAGAGGUGAGGAAGACUAUAUCCCACCUGCCUUUACAGCUGUGGUGUGUUGAAAGAUCCCUGGACUUAAAGUACUCAUCCACUGGUUUAAAAACCCAACAAAACGCAUCUAUAAAUAUGCAACUGCCUUCAAGAGAGACAAACUCCUAUUUUAAUAGCUUGGAUCAAAAGGACCUGAUGGGAUAUUCAUCCACUAGGGCCAGUUCCGUGCCCAUCAUCCCUUCGGUGGGCCUGGAGGAAACCUGCAUGCAAAUGCCAGGGAUUUCUGAAGUCAAAAGCAUCAAAUGGUGCAAAAACUCUUACUCUGCGGAUAUUGUCAAUGUGAGUAUUCCAGUCAGCGAUUGUCUUAUAGCAGAACAACAAGAAGUAAAAAUAUUGCUAGAAACUGUCCAGGAGCAGAUCCGAAUUCUGACUGAUGCCAGGAGGUCAGAAGACUACGAACUGGCCAGCGUAGAAACCGAGGACAGCGCAAGUGAAAACACAGCCUUUCUGCCCCUGAGCCCCAUGGCCAAAUCAGAACGAGAGGCACAAUUUGUCUUAAGAAGUGAAAUACAAAGAGACUGUGCAUUGACCAAGUGACUUGAGUUGUAGGAAUCUGUGCAUUCUAUGCUUUGCUCAACAGGAAAGAGAGGAAAUUAAAUACAAAUUAUUUAUAUGCAUUAAUUUAAGAGCAUCUACUUAGAAGAAACCAAAUAGUCUAUCGCCCUCAUAUCAUAGUGUUUUUUAACAAAAUAUUUUUUUAAAUGGAAAGAAAUGUUUCAGGAGGGAUAAAGCUUACAACUAAAGCUUUUGGGUAGGAUUCGGAAUACAAUUUCAGUUAGUCCCAACACUGUCCUCCUUGGCUCUUAGAUGUGGGCGAUACAGACCCUCAGCCCCAGAGUGCCAGUGUCUUCUUAAAAAAGCACUGGCAGUGACCCAGUUUCAAAGAGACGAGCUGUAUCCUGAGGGCAGACGUGCCGAUGAGCAGGUGGCCCUUGCCAUUUGGCUUGCCGGUCCCAACCCCUAAAUUUCUAUUCACUCGACAGCCUCAUCAUGGGUUAUGUCAUGUCAACAAAUGUAGUGUUUUCUAUUUAAUUUUUGAAGAAUGGCACUAAAACUCUGGAAGAAGAAGGAGAACAGGAGAUAGAAGGAGUCACUGGGGGCAAUCUUAGCUACUCUUAUGUGCCAGCUUCCUCUGAAGUUUGAAGGCACAGAAUCUCAGAGGGAAGUAUGAAAUUAUUAUAGAAAAAGAGACAAAAAAAAUCACAAUGUCGUGUCACUAAAAUCAUGCUAAUAGAAAUGUUUUUCUUUGAGAUCAUUUAGGGGCUCUGAAGGGGCAUUUCUCAGUGUGUGUGUGCGCGUGCGCGCCUGAGUGUGUGUGUGUAUGUGUGUGCGAGUGUGUGUGUGUGUGGGCUUGCUCAGUGGAGCACUGGUAUGUUGUAUGCACAUGUGUUCAUUGUGUGUAUGUGUGUGCAUGUGUGUGCGUAUCCAGCUUGCUAAAAUUUGUUCUGAAACAUCAGGGAAUCUAGUAUUCAGAAAAAAAAUAAAUGUUCCCUCUUAGAUCUGUUCACUUUAAAAUUUUCCAUUAAGUAUAAUGUUCAGUUAGUAAGUUCUUCAAUCAAGGUCACUUGCAUGGUGGGGUCCUAUAAACCUCUUGACAAUGUCUAGACCAUUUUCUGAUGUGAAUAUUUUUUAGAGGAACAACUAUUGGCUCAUUAUGAUAUAAGUAUCUCAAGGUGAGGUGAGGAUGUGUGUUUAUUUUGAAUCAUGCAUAUUUAAGUUAUUUACACAAGCCAAUGAUCAAAUCGACAGUUACCCUUUGCUUUCUCGUCAUCCUCAUUAGUAUUUAUUUUGUAGCAAGUCUACUAUGGGUGGAACAAGACAUUGGCUUCUGUGGUUCAUAUGGAAAGAAUAAAUUGUUGAAAUCACGAGCCCAGACUACUCAGUUCACAGGAAGCCCCCAAAAGAACAGUAAAUUGUGUUGUAUGUUCAUUUGGAAUAAAGCAAUAUUUUUACCACUGCUAAGGUGAACUGAAACUUCUCCCGAAGAUUUGUGUGUUUUCUUUACCCUGACUUUCAUGGGGCAUUCAAGGAAAUUAGUGUUCACAUAACCAGUCUUUUUCCAAUUAUUGGUGGUGUUGAGUUGUUAUGUUUACACUGUUUUAAAUAAAAAGGCACAGUAUUUGAAAGUAUAUAAAAGAUUUCUUUUACUGCAGUUUGGGAAAACCUUGGUUAAAAUUUUCUCGUGGAGGAUUCACAUUCCAUCAAAAGGGAAUGUACCUGUUUUUGAAUCAAAUAUUGAAUAUAUACAACUCUUAUUGGAAGUUAAGUUGUUUCUGUUGAAAAUACAUUGCAAAUUGCUCCUUGAGAGCACUGUUUAAUAACAAAUAUGAUGCCAUACAGGGAAAAGGAAGAGCAUUGUGUUCUUAACGACAUUGUUUAGUGGAAAUUCAAGGUUUCAAAUGUUGAAAACACUUCGGUAGAAAUGUGUUUUAUAUUUAACUAGAGAUUUGUGGUGUUCAUUAUUUGUCUCAUUAUGCUUUCAUUGUUUUGAAUAUAGAGGUAAUAUUUUAGCCUCUUAAAGAUUAGUAUAAAUUUUUAAUGUCUAGAUUAUCUAAGUUCUCUUUUAAAAAUAUUACCUGGGAAAAUUUUAGAAGGAUAGUCUUAAUUAACAGGUAUAUAAAAACCCCAUAAGUUGCACAUCCAGUAUGUUAUUGUGUUGAAAUUUAUCAUAAUUAUCAGACAUUAACUGGAAGGCCUCACAAAUCUGUUGAAGACCACCUUGUUCUUGGGUUUUUCAUUAAAAUUUUACCUGUUGCUCAUCUAAAGGAUUCAUACAGGAUUGACCUAAUUAGGAGGUAAUCUCCUCUGUGACUCAGUGCAGUUAUUUUAAUAUAUUAUUUACUCUGAAAAGAUUGAAGACUGUCAAUCCAACUUAAGUCCUGAUAAAACCCUUUAUUUUUUUUUUUAAGGUAGAACCAUAUAUUAUGUGAUUAUAAACACUGCCGUGCACUCGGGCACCUCCACUGGCAAUCUGAUGUAAAGUUUAGAGAGUUACUUCCUAAUUGAUAGUCAAGACAACAUCCUCCAAAAGAACAAAUAGUAAUGGUUAACUUCAGUGGUCCUUUGUCUUUUUAUGGAGUAAUAAGUUUUCCUGUGACAAAGGUCCAAGCUCAAAAUGCCCGUCUUUGGGCACCAGCUAACAAGUGCUGACCGUAUUAUGACUUUCAAAGUCGACCUAAUAUGGCAAACACCUGGAGCCAUCAGUCCCUUAUCUUUCAAGCUCCUGUGCCUAUAGAAAAGUGUUUAUUUCUACAAGACAACUUUGAUUUUGCUUCACUUUUCCUGUCUUUGUUAUGUGAGUAGAUAUUUGGAGAUUUGUAAUCAAGUGAGUUGCAUAUUCAUUAUUUACGAGAGAAUGAAUGUCAUUCAUUAUUUUUUACUCUGAAUCAUUUUCCGAUACAUCUGUUUUUUAUAAAGCUUUUGUUAUUCUAAUUUUGCCGGUGACUGCUAUGGAAUGCUCUUGUUCAAAAUACAUGACCAAAUUUACGCCACUGAGAAAGAGUAGAAAUGUAGAAAUUAUGUUGGAGGAUUGGCAUCCAAAUUUUCUUAUGUACAUUAAGUGCUGUAUGUUAUAUACUCUAAUCCAAUAUCUCUGUGGGUGAAGGACUAAAUAUUUAUAAAUUUAUCACAUCUCCAACGA